AUGGGCUCGACUGUGCCGCCCUUCACCCCGCACGCGAUCUCCGUUUCUCUGCCCACCUGGAGGGACAACGUUGACUACGAAGAAGGCGCGAAGAGAGUCACUGAUGCUAUGGUCACUGGUUAUCCUCGGUUCUUCAUCCACAAGAGCAUUCAGAAGCUAGCCUCAAUAUGUGAGCAGAAGUUCGGAGUGAACGGCGAAAAGUCCUUGCUUUGCGCUACACGCCAGAAUGCCAACUACUGCAGGACGUUCAUGGUCGACCAGAGCACGAAGAUCCAGGGAUCCCCCGUCACCGUCCGCCUCGUCCAGUUCUCGAUCCAGGCUGAAGACCAAGCGCAAAAUGUCGCAUCCUCAUCCACCCCCCAGUCAAUCGAUUUGCACAUCGUCCUCUUUCCCGCGGAUGCGUGGUCAUUCGCCAAGGCUUUCUGGCAGCACACCGGCAUGGGCGUCUCUAGCAGACUGGCGGACCGCUGCCUGACCAUACUCGCCGCCAACGAGAGCGUACGCUCGCCCCCGACGUCGCCCACCGUUCCUCGCCCACCAUUCAAAGCCAGUAACAGGCAUUACUCUACCAAACCAUCGCUCGCGCCUACGCCAUCCCCUCCCGCAACUCAGACAAAAGCCGAUGAAGCGUUUACCGGCGACGAGGUCACCUACCUUGAGGAGCGCUACGGACGCAACAUGCCCUUGUCCUACGCGGCAGCUGCGAAGCGAGCCCUCCGCCGUCGUAUAGCAGGCGUCCUAGUGGACGACAGAAUACACGAGUCUCCCAGUGGUCCUUAUGCUGGCGGAGAUGAUGUUCAGCUGGGACCUAGUACCCGUGGCAUCAAGAACAUCUCGGAGGACGACGUAUUUCUCUUUCCAACUGGUAUGACGGCUAUAUGGCAUGCGCAUCAGCUCGCGUUGGCCACAGGGCCUUCCGCCAAGAGCGUGUGUUUUGGGUUCCCGUAUACGGAUACGCUGAAGAUCCUCCAGAAGUGGGGUCCUGGCUGCCACUUUUACGGCCAUGGGCUCGACUCGGACCUGGACGACCUCGAGAAGCUACUCGAACAGGAGUCAGCGCAAACCUCGAAUCCCGUGCUCUCAAUGUUCACUGAGUUCCCGUCAAAUCCUCUGUUGCGGUCGGCGGAUCUCCCCCGUAUUCGUGCUCUCGCCGACAAGUACAACUUCCUCCUUGUCGUGGACGAGACCAUAGGAAACUUUGUGAACGUUGAGGUGUUGCGGUAUGCAGACAUCGUCGUGAGUAGUCUAUCGAAGGUUUUCAGCGGCGACGCGAACGUCAUGGGCGGCAGUCUGGUCUUGAACCCGCAAGGGCCGCACUACACUAAACUGAAAGCCCACGCGACAUCGCACUUCGAGGAUUUCUACUUCGACGAAGAUGCGAUCUUCAUGGAACGCAAUUCCCGCAACUUCAGGCAGCGUAUUCACGCCAUCGAUAAAAACACGGAGGCCGUCUGCGAUUUCCUGCGCUCGCGAUCCGUGGCCGGAGGGGUCCCCACCGCGGCGAUAAAGGACGUGUUCUAUCCCAAAUGGUCCACGCCGGAGCACUACGAACGCUGCCGUAUCAAAGGUUACGUAGACGACGACGGGAACAAGCGCGACGGCGGCUACGGCGGUUUGUUCUCUCUCACGUUUGCGUCUAUCGAGGCCUCUAGGGCGUUCUUCGACAACCUGGCGGUGUUCAAGGGCCCCAGCCUCGGGACGAACUUCACGCUCGCGUGCCCGUACACCGUGCUCGCGCACUACGCGGAGAUGGACUGGGCGCUGCAGUUCGGGGUGGAGGAGGGGUUGGUGCGCGUUAGCGUCGGACUGGAGGAUACGGAGGAAUUGUUGGGCAAGUUCCAGGCUGCCCUAGUUGCGGCCGAAGCUGUUCGUACCUGA
This is a messenger RNA of Punctularia strigosozonata HHB-11173 SS5, 1878 nucleotides long. RefSeq names its product PLP-dependent transferase. The record is from RefSeq and is a predicted model, not a curated record. Gene Ontology annotation, molecular function: cystathionine gamma-synthase activity; pyridoxal phosphate binding. The coding region runs from base 1 to 1878 and encodes 625 amino acids. The transcript has 4 exons. Gene Ontology annotation, biological process: transsulfuration. NCBI's taxonomy places the organism in Eukaryota, Fungi, Basidiomycota, Agaricomycetes, Corticiales, Punctulariaceae.